CAUUUCAAAAUGGCUAUUGUGUGUGUAAGUAAAAACCGUCGUUAAACGAGAACGAAACGUUUUGUGCAAAUUAAUAUUGUAAAUAAUACAAAUCAAAAUUAAAUGUAGCAAAUUAGUAAUUUGUGCAAUCAAAAGUGUUUUAGCUUUUGCUCAAGGUCAACUAGUUUUGAAAAGGUUAAACACGCAUCAAUUUGCGAAUUGGAGGACUAUUUAACGCAUGUAAUAGCAGCAAGUUAGUUGCUGAGGGUGUGUAUGUCCGUCCGUGGAACUUAGCUGGCGCAGCAGCAGAUCGCUGCUUGUGACAGCUGCUGCCAGCGUGUGUCGUCAGUCGUCGCUGCUCACGUUUGUUAAUUUUGAUAUUCGCUGCCAUGCAAUUAGAAUAUCGGACGCUGAAUUUGAAUAAGUCAACUGUGAGAAAACUCAAGUUUAGUUGUAAAUUGUUGUUGCAUGCAGGUGGAAUUUUUUACCAAAUAUUAUUCAGUUAAAUUCGAUAUAUUUUAAUGGAACCGUUUGGAAACUUAAAUUCGAAUACAAAUAAUAAUUUCACAAAGCCGAAUAAUAUACAAACUGGUCAAACACAGCGAGGACGUUGUGAACACGACGCAAUACAUCCAAGACUACUAAAAAAGCAUCAAAACAGAGAAGUUGAGUGUUUGAGCUGUGGAAAAGUAUUUGAUUCGACUUCUUUGCACGAAAUUUUUAAACAUUACGCAAACGUUAGGCAUACAAAUUGCUUUGGAAAGUGCCACUAUUGUGGUGGUGGAGUACAUCAAUAUAAAUAUUUUAAGGAUAUUCACACAUAUCAUAGUUGUGCCCGUUCGAUUGAAGGUAUAGACAAGUAAUAAUAAUAAUAGUAAAAUGGAACAAAAUAUGGAUAUGGACAAUGUUGAUGCGUACUUUAUCGCCGAACGUUUGGAAAGUGGAAGUGGUGACUCAGGCGAAUCGGAAUGCUCGGAUAAUGGUGGUGGCAACGAUGAUGACUCUAGUAGUUUAAGUUCGCGAACCACGGGUGGUAAUGGUUACGGCAAACGUUGGUCUCGAGCUGAGGAUAAUCUUUUGAAAGGACUUGUGGGACAAUAUGGUGAUCAAUGGGAGUUGAUUGCGCCACAAUUUAAGGAUCGUACCGAACAACAAGUACAACAGCGAUGGGCUAAAGUAUUAAAUCCUGAAUUGAUUAAAGGUCCUUGGACAAAAGAAGAGGACGAAAAAGUUGUUGAACUAGUACGACGAUUUGGUCCAAAAAAGUGGACACUAAUUUCUCGUUACUUAAAUGGUCGUAUUGGUAAACAAUGUCGUGAACGUUGGCAUAACCAUCUCAAUCCAAAUAUUAAGAAAACUGCAUGGACGGAGGAAGAGGAUCGCAUCAUUUUCAAUGCACAUACGGAAUGGGGAAAUCAAUGGGCGAAAAUAGCUAAGCUACUACCUGGACGUACGGAUAAUGCCAUAAAGAACCACUGGAACUCCACAAUGCGGCGUAAGUACGAUCCGCAUCGUUUGAGAGUGUUAGCACGCCAGUAUCCUGAUUUGCAAGAUUCUCGCUCAAAUCUAAAGGCGCUGAUAAAGGCGAGCAUCAGUACACCUACUCAAACGCAGGCGCCAACGCCAGCACCUGCUCCACCGCUUUCAUUAUCAGCGCAAAUAUUACAGCGCCCACAAAUGCGACAGCAAAACGAUCAAAAUCACGAGCAACCGAGUACAUCUGCGGUGGCAGCAAUGCACAUGUCACAGACACAGCCACAGACUGCUAAGCCACCACCGACACGCGCGCCACCAAACAUAUUGAAACGUGCGAGACCACAAUUAGAACAACAGCAACAACAAACAUUAGAGUUGGGAGCAGGCCAAACAAAUACAAUAACAACAGUUGUCUUCGACAAUAUGGGUGUAAUAUCCAGUCAGUGGGUAAAAUCGGAAACAAAAUUACCUGAGUCACCAGUUAUGACACCCAUAAAACCGCUACCAUUUUCACCUUCACAAUUUCUCAAUUCGCCAUGUCUGCCAUCAUUUGAGGACAUAAGUUUACGUGCAAGUACGCCGGUACACAAGGGAAGUGGGCGAGCCGGUGUAGAAAUCAAAAAAGAAUUGGAAAGUUCAUCAAUCGAAACGCCGCAUAAAAGUAUUUUAGGUCCACGCACACCAACACCAUUCAAGGAUGCACUAGCAGCGCUAGGCAAGAAGCGACGUUACAUUCCACCAAGUCCUUCCUCGUUAGUCGAGGACCUGGCCGAAAUCAUACACGAAGAACAAGUGAAUGACUCAAAUAAUAUGUGUAUUAAAAAGGAGAAUAUCUCAUCGGACGCGGAUUUGACUAACGAUGGUUCUAGAAGUACUGUUGGUGGUUCCUCAGUAACACAACCGACCAAGAAGGCACGCAAAUCAUUGAUCACCAGUUGGGGGGAGAAUGUUAUGCCCAGUAUGAAGCACGAGAAGAAACCAUUGCCUUUCGAAACUGAAACGCCGAGUAAAUUUCUUACUUCGAGCGAAUCAAUUGCCUUCUCACCGACAACAAUCAUUAUGAAAGAUACAUUAUGCAGUGAAGCGGAUCUACUACUUGAAACCAAUGAAGAAGCCAAAAAAGAGAAUAGUCCACAACAACAGCGACAACAACGACACCAACAACAACAUUGUCAAAAUGCAUUGGCAGCAUUAGCGCCACGCGAACGCAAUGGACAACAAUAUUUGGAUCCUAAAUGGGAGAAAUUGGCAUGCGGCCAAACCAAGGAUCAACAGUUCAUGGUGCAACAGGCGCAUGCAUGCUUAAAAAAUCUCUCGCUAAUGCCGCGCUCGCUGAAUUUUGAAAAGCAAAAAUGACGUGAGCACAAAGAACAAACUCUACGAGGCAAUUUUCUAAACAUAAUUGUUGAUUAACUAGGCUAACACUUAAGGAAAUACCGUAGUUGCAUGCAUAUAUGAGUACAUACAUAUAUAGGAGAUUUGCGUAUUUUUUUUUUUUUGAAUUAUUGUUUCUAUGCUACGAUCGUUAUCGUGUUAAUUAUAUAUUUUGUUUUUUUUUUUACAAUAUAUCUACAUACAGAAAAUACAUGCAUAUAAGGUUUGCGGUUGCUGACACGAUAUACAUAUACAUACAUACAUAUAUUUUUAUUUAUUACGAGCGUAUAUAUACAUAUAAAUAUAUAUACAUAUUAUUGUAAAAAAACGGCAUUUGCAGUCGCAACUAGUAAUUAAGUCCAAAGAAUUUUGAAAAAUUUAUCAAUAGUACACGAUGCAUGUUUUAUAAUUGUUGUAUGCAUGUAUUUUACAUAUAUACAUAUAUGCAACAGUGUAUAUACAUAUGUGUAAGUUAUAUAUACAAAUUGGCUAAUAGCAAACUAACAAACAAACAAACCGUUAUUUAAGUUUGUAAAUGAUGAAAUCUUUUUUUUUUAUUUUAUAUAUAAAAAAUUAAAAAAAAAUAAUAAAAUUAAUUGUAAAAACCCGGUGCACUGCUAUCAUGUAAUUCAAGAAAUUAAAUUAUUAACAAUACAUAAACGAAUAUUGUACCUACUCAAGAAAUGAGAACACCAAGCGUAAUAUCUAAAAACUUUUUUAUCAAAUAAAUACAACAGUUAAGCAGUUAAAAAUCGCGUUUAUAAUAUUUUUUUUUUGUUUUUAUGUGGAAAUGUGGAAUUCUUAUGAAAUGCACGGAUAAACAAAUAUACAUUUUUGGUAGCAACAGCAGUGAUAUGUGUGUCUACGUGUGUACUAUACACACAUACAUAUACCAAAAAAAAAAUUUCACCACAAACUUUUGUGUAUCCGCGUAGCGGCUGGCAUAUUUUAUUUAAAACACAUAAAUACAUACAUACCAAUUUAAUAUUCCCUGCAAUUAAUGGCAUAUGUAUUAAAAUUUAAUUCAUUUUUUUAUCAAACGUUGUUUUAGUAGUUGUGCACUUCCGGCCCAAAGCCAAAGUCCAAUACAAAAUCCACAAUGGGAAAUAAACAGCAGCAAUUGCGGUAUACAGCCAAUUGCCAUAAAUCUGCAUAAAA
Molecule: messenger RNA, 3987 nt
Organism: Zeugodacus cucurbitae (melon fly)
Lineage: Eukaryota; Metazoa; Arthropoda; Insecta; Diptera; Tephritidae
Gene: Myb
Product: myb protein
Exons: 2
Coding region: 859-2811 (650 amino acids)
Biological process (GO): regulation of DNA-templated transcription
Cellular component (GO): nucleus
Molecular function (GO): DNA-binding transcription factor activity, RNA polymerase II-specific; RNA polymerase II cis-regulatory region sequence-specific DNA binding
Source: RefSeq, a predicted model, not a curated record